UUCCAUUGUCCGCAGAGCAGGGUGUGUACAGCUGGGAGUCUGUGUGGGCUGGGUCGGGACGGCAGGGUGUGUUUUCUUUUUUCCUCAGCAUGCAGCAUCCUUUUUGAAGUAUGUGGUGACAUCGCUUCUUUUCGGAAAAGAUGCUGCGAGUUCAUCGGGAUGAUGAGAGCGGCCCACGUGGGGUGUGUCUGACCGCAGGACAUUAAAGCACCUGAACGGAGAAGGAGCAUCGCAGGACCCCGCCCGAGAAAAAUAGCUUUUUAAGCUUGGUGACGACACUUUUUUUUUUUUUUUGUUUUAUUAUUGACCAAAAUGCCUAAAGCCAAACAUUGCGAGGCGGUCAGGGUGGUGGUCCGCUGCCGGCCAUUCAGCAGGAGAGAGGAGACGGCGGACUGUGAAAACAUCAUGCACAUUGAUGACAGACUGGGGCAGAUCACCCUCAAGAAGCCGAAGGCACCACCUGAUGAGCCGAUGAAAGUGUUCACGUUUGAUUCCGUGUACGGCUGGGAUUCAAAACAGGGCGACAUCUACGAUGACGCCGUGAGACCCCUCGUGGACUCCGUCCUGCAGGGCUUCAACGGGACUAUAUUCGCGUACGGACAAACCGGGACAGGUAAAACACACACCAUGCAAGGGGUGUCAAACGACCCGGAGAUGAGAGGCGUUAUACCGAAUUCAUUUCAGCACAUUUUCACCCAAAUAUCCAGAACUCAGAAUCAGAAGUACCUGGUGAGGUCAUCGUACCUCGAGAUCUACCAGGAGGAGAUCAGAGACCUGCUGUGCAGAGAUAACAACAGGAAACUGGAGCUUAAAGAAAACCCUGACUUUGGUGUUUACGUGAAAGACCUGUCCUCAGUGGUCACAAAGAAUGCCACUGAGAUUGAACAUGUGAUGAACCUAGGCAACCAGUCCAGGUCAGUGGGGUUCACCAACAUGAAUGAACGCAGCUCUCGCUCUCAUGCCAUCUUUCUCAUCACCGUGGAGUGCAGCGAAGCAGGGCCAGACGGAGAGGACCACAUCCGCGUCGGGAAGCUGAACAUGGUCGACCUGGCCGGCAGCGAGCGCCAGAGCAAGUCGGGUGCAAAAGGGCUGAGGCUAAAGGAAGCAGCCAAAAUCAACCUGUCCCUCUCGGCACUGGGGAACGUGAUAUCCGCCCUGGUGGACGGGAAGAGCACCCACGUCCCGUACAGGGACUCCAAACUGACCCGCUUGCUCCAGGACUCACUGGGUGGCAACGCCAAGACGGUCAUGAUAGCAACAGUGGGGCCGUCGCACAAGAACUUUGAUGAAUCCCUGGCCACUCUGAGGUACGCCAACAGGGCCAAGAACAUAAAGAACAAACCUCGGAUCAACGAGGAUCCCAAAGACGCCCUGCUGAGGGAGUUCCAGGAGGAGAUCGCGCGCUUGAAAGCCCAGCUGGAGGAGCGAGGGAUGCUGGCAAAAGAGAGGAGGAGGAAGAGGAAUAGCAAGAGACUGAGCAAAAGCAUAGCCGACAUGGAGGAGGAGAUGUUCGGGGAGAGGGAUGCGGAGGUGUGGAAGGCUUUCGAGGAGGAACCAGAGGUGAGACGCCGUGUGAAAGAUGCAAGUGACUUCCCCAAGUCCAUGACGUGCCAGAGGAGCGGUGAGAGGCUGAAGCACCUGAACGAAAACAGGAAGAGUUUGGUGGACAUGCAGUGGGAUCAAGACGCUUUGGAGAAGAUCAUUGAGAAAUAUAAGGCUAUGGAGAGCAAACUGUUAGUGGGAGGGAAGACUAUAAUUGAUCACACAAAUGAACAGCAGAAAACACUGGAGCUAAAGAGGCAAGAAAUAGCAGAACAGAUAAGAGGAGAGAGAGAGCUGCAGCAGCAGAUGAUGCUGCAGGAUGAGGAGACCUUAGAAAUGAGAGAGACAUUCUCCUCCCUGCAGCAGGAGGUGGACCACAAGACAAAAAAGCUGAAGAGGCUGUAUGCCAAACUGCAGUUGGUGAAGGCCGAGGUGAGAGAUGUCUUUGAUGAACACAUCAUCACCAGACAGGAGCUCGAACAGACGCAGACCGAACUCACCAGAGAACUCAAGUACAAAUAUCUCCUGAUUGAGAACUUUAUACCUCCAGAGGAAAAGAACAAGAUCAUGAACAGGCUGCACUUUGACAGUGAGGAGGAUCAGUGGAGACUCCAGCCGGUCAUUCCAUCGGAGAGUGUACCCACUCAGUUCAAGAGAAGGCCUCUCUCUGCUGUGGGAUACAAGAGGCCAAUCAGCCAAUAUGCACAGAUGGCUGUUUCCACCGCAACUGGGGCCCCAUGUAGAUACCAGGCUGAGAACAUAAUGCUGUUGGAGUUAGACAUGUCUCCACCGACCAUGUUCGCCUUGAACCUGAAUGGCGCUCACCUGGAGAGAGUCUUCUCUCCCAGGCUGAUGCGGGACCUUCUGGUAACUGUUCCCAUUAGAGAGAGGAGCGCUGCAUCGUCACGGAUCAGGAAGUCCCAAUCCUGGUUUCAGGCACCACAAGCAGCAUCCAUCCCGUCAUCCUCCUCGUCCACCACUCUGACAUCAGGAUCUCAUCAGAGCUUCUCUUCUCCUUCUCGGAGACAAAGACCAUCCUCUGCUGCCUAUCUUCCGCUGGAAAGUCCAGAUCAGACAAGCCCCUGAUGUGGCAACUGUGUACAGGGCUGACCUUAGUUCAAGGUUGUGCAAAGGAGUAAUGGGGGGGGGGGGGUCUUCUGCCUUGAUUUCACAACUUUUUUCUUGAGAAAGAAUUACUUUAGUAAGCAUGCAUUCAAGUUAACCAAGAACAAAAGAUAUACAGUUGCCUAAAAACCAUCAAGUGUCUCUCAGUCUCCAUCAUUAGCACAGCCGAAAUGUUAUCAUUUGAAACCAGAGAUAUAUUAAAUUAUUUUAACAGUUUUUUAAUUUUCAAUUUGAUAACAUUUUCAUUUACAUUGUAUUGAAAUGUAUCUGGUCAAAAAAACUGGAAGGUGGUAACUGAGGGCCCCAACCACUGGGGGGCCACCCUGGUCUUUAUCCUGUAUGCUUGAUGCAUUGUUGCUUCGGUUUCUUGGCAAUGUAAUUGUGAGCCAAACAAUGUGAAGAAAGCCUGCAAUGCUCUCUUGAUUAGCUGCCUUAUUGUUUUUUUCAUAGUUGUGUAAAUCGUGCAAAAAGCCCAUUUUGCUUAUAAAAUAAACACGGACGUGAUCUUGAA
Molecule: messenger RNA, 3178 nt
Organism: Anarrhichthys ocellatus (wolf-eel)
Lineage: Eukaryota; Metazoa; Chordata; Actinopteri; Perciformes; Anarhichadidae
Product: kinesin-like protein KIF3B
Exons: 8
Coding region: 313-2628 (771 amino acids)
Biological process (GO): microtubule-based movement; mitotic cell cycle
Cellular component (GO): microtubule
Molecular function (GO): microtubule binding; ATP binding; microtubule motor activity
Source: RefSeq, a predicted model, not a curated record